AUGUUUGGAAGUACUUUCGGCCAAAGCCAGCCAGCUGGCGGAGGUUUAUUUGGCUCAACAGGCACGGCGCAACCAGCAGGAGGGUUAUUUGGCUCGACUACAACUACGGGAACUCAGAACCAAGGAGGAGGGCUUUUUAGCGGGUUAGGGCAAAACACUCAACAAAAUCAACCACAGCAGACCGGCGGGCUCUUUGCUGGAGGACUUGGAGCAAGCACUCAGCAGAAUCAGCCUCAAGCAGGAAGCUUAUUUGCACCGAAUGCCCAACAGCCACAGCAGCAACCUGGAGGACUGUUCUCAGGACAGACUAUGGGAGCACAGCAGCAAGCAGCCCAGCAACAGCAAAACACCAUUCUUGGAGGAUCACAACAACAGACUAGUUUAUUCGGGCAAACACAACCGUCGCAAGCUUUGGGGCAAUCACAAGGACAAUUUAACAACACCCUAUUUGGAGCCAGCGGACUGAGACCUCGAGAAAAGAGUGUCAUAGACCAGAUUGAAACAGUCGUGGGUAAAUGGGAUACUGGAAAUAAGGAUUGUGCCUUCCAAUAUUUCUUUUACAACAACGUCGGCGAGGACAGGGCGCCAUUCUACCAACCGCAGCCUAAUGAGGAUCCGAGAGCUUGGGAAGAAGCCCUUUCGAAAAAGCCAGGACCUGGGUAUAUCCCAGUAGCAUGUAUUGGUUUUCAAAUGAUGGGCGAGAGAAUCAAGGCUCAGCAACAGCAUCUUGCAGCGUUCAACAUUCGUCUACACGACAUAAAUGCUAGCUUGACGAACCUACUACAAACUCACGAUACGAGGACGAGUAUACGGGCAAUGGAUGCUAGGAGGAAGCAUGUGGUAUUAAAACAAAGGUGUCUGGCGUUGGCGACUAAAGUACAGGUUCUAAGAAACAGAGGCUAUGCGCUCAGUGGAGACGAGGAGGACCUCAAAGCUAAGCUUAUCAAGAUAGAGAAGGGGGUUACUGAUCCCGCGUUAGGUGCCAGAGCAGAAGAGAUUUGGGCGCGAAUGAUCAACGUUCAAGAAAGAGGCCGGCUAUUAAGGACCGAACUGGAGAGGGUUGGGCAAGAAAAUGGAGAGAUUUUGGACGAUACCAUGACCGCGCGAUGCAAGAAGAUCCUGGAAGACUAUCAAACUCAAUUAGCACAUUUGAAAAAGGAGUUGGAUAGAGUACAUAAAGAUUAUAUCGAAUGGGAAAAGGAGCAGCCGCCACAGACAGCAGCGAGGUCAACAUUUGGCCGAUGA
Sclerotinia sclerotiorum 1980 UF-70 is the source of this 1245-nucleotide messenger RNA. RefSeq lists its product as hypothetical. Gene Ontology annotation, cellular component: nuclear pore central transport channel; nuclear pore. Gene Ontology annotation, molecular function: structural constituent of nuclear pore. The transcript has 3 exons. The coding region runs from base 1 to 1245 and encodes 414 amino acids. The record is from RefSeq and is a predicted model, not a curated record. Lineage: Eukaryota; Fungi; Ascomycota; Leotiomycetes; Helotiales; Sclerotiniaceae. Gene Ontology annotation, biological process: protein localization to nuclear inner membrane; nuclear pore organization; NLS-bearing protein import into nucleus.